AUGUCUCUCCCAGAGAACACGACCGUGCUUAUUGUUGGUGCAGGCCCCGCAGGUCUCACAGCUGCUCUUACUCUCAUUCACAACAAUUUCCAUGACUUCGUUAUUGUGGAUGCCGUAGGCGAAGGAUCCAAUUCAUCGAGGGCCGUCGCUAUACACUGUGCAACCAUCGAGGCUUUAGCAAGCAUCGAUGUCGUAGAUGGGUUGCUGUCUCAAGGCAUCAAGGGAAAGAGCAUCAGAAUCAUAUCCCGUAGUUCGCAGCUCUUUGAGGUCAAAUUUGACCCUUUAAAGAAACAUUCCGCCCACCCUUACGCGCUUUUCAUCCCUCAAUGUGUGACCGAGCUUGUACUUAUGCAGAAGUUGCAGAGCCUUGGUGUGCAGGUGCAGCGUCCACACAGGGUAGUAGGAAUGAAACAGAAUGAAAAGGACUCUCGCGUCACUGAUGUGUCCUUUGAGGACGGUCAAGUUAUCAGCGCUAGAUACAUUAUCGGCGCAGAUGGCGCCCGCUCAACUAUCCGUACCAUCGCUGGUAUAGAGUUCUCUGACCCAGAAGGCCCACACAUAGUCAAUGAAGAAUUGGCUCAAAUGGUCGCUGCGGAUAUCACGUUCGAGCCCGAACCUGUCGGUCCAGUCACCCUCGAGGGCCACCUUAACGCCGAAGUCUUUUCGGGCAAUUUAUUCAUGUUUUUACCAUUUGGCAACCACUUCAAUGCCCAGCUGUUGGGAGAUGGAAAGCCCACUACGAAAUCCACCUUUCGUAUACUUUGUUCCAUACCCAUAAAGAACGGAGAGCCUCCCCGUGCUCCACCAAAAGAGUAUAUCCAGAAAGUGGUCGACGCAUACGGGCCAGCGUGUAUAUCAUCGGAUCCGUCUCUUAACCCGAGACCUGUCAAAGUCGACCAGCUGGUCUGGUCGUCAGGUUUCAGAACCCAUUCAGCCAUUGCAGACCGUACCUUCACGCGUCUCGGAGCCGCCAUUUUUCUAGUCGGCGACGCAGCCCAUAUACAUUCACCUAUAGGCGGGCAGGGCAUGAACCUGGCCAUCAGGGACGCGAUCUUCCUCGCACAUGCUGUCACAAAGCACAUUCAAGCGUCUGCAGAGAAUCCCGAUGUAGACGAUACCAUCUUGCAGGAAUUUGCAGAGGCGCGUCAUGCACGAGCGCUAGAAGUCAUCGGCUUCACCAAGACACUUUUAAAACUCGGAAACCUUCCAUACGAAUCAUAUGCUUGGUGGAUGCCAGUCAGUUGGGCGUCCAUCCGUGAUUUGACGCUGAGGAUAUUGGGCGGAUUUGAUUUCGUACAGGCGAAGGUUGCAUGGGGCCUGAGUGGGCUUGGGAGACGGUAA
Suillus plorans is the source of this 1341-nucleotide messenger RNA. RefSeq lists its product as uncharacterized. Gene Ontology annotation, molecular function: FAD binding. NCBI's taxonomy places the organism in Eukaryota, Fungi, Basidiomycota, Agaricomycetes, Boletales, Suillaceae. Bases 1 to 1341 code for a protein of 446 amino acids. The record is from RefSeq and is a predicted model, not a curated record. The transcript is spliced from 3 exons.